Paramecium pentaurelia is the source of this 1278-nucleotide messenger RNA. Lineage: Eukaryota; Ciliophora; Oligohymenophorea; Peniculida; Parameciidae. The record is from the annotation of a GenBank genome assembly.
AUGAAGACUUAAUUUGAUAAAAGUAGAAUUGUCAAUGUCUACUCUCCUAACAUCCCUCCAUUUAAAUUGACACUAACUUUUAAAACUACUUUUAAUGAUAUUCGAAAUCAAAUUAUUUAAGGCUGGAGUGUCAUUCCUAAAAGAAUUAGAAUCUUUAAUUAAAAUGCUCAUGAAUUGAUAGAGCAAGAUUUACAAUUUGUUCUAGAUGGAAAUAAAUUAUAUAUCACUCUCUUCGGUUAGGACUUGGAUGCAAGUAUCAUAUUCUAAGAGUACGAGAUUGUUUCAGAAAUUGGUAAGGGAGGCCAAGGAACUGUCUUAUUAGCAAGACAUAAGUUCAUUGGAUCCUAUGUUGCAGUCAAAAUAACAAGGGAUAUCGAAGAUGAAGACUCAAUUAUAAAAAGAGAAUCCAAAAUCUUGAAAGAAUUACUUCAUCGCAAUAUUGUUAAAGUUUUUCAAACUCUCUUUUUUUCUAAGGCUAAGGAGUGUAUUAUAAUAAUGGAAUAUUUAGAUGGUGGAUCCCUAUUAUAAUUAAUUCGAAGUAAAUGUCACCUUUAUUGUUUAUAGACAAAGGAACAAUUACUGAAUAGGAAGCAAAGAUCUAUAUAAAACAAAUUGCAGAAGCAUUGCUUUUUUGCCAUUCAAAAACUUUUGUUCAUAGAGAUUUAAAAUUAGAAAAUAUCAUGUUAGUUAGUUAAGGAAAUACAUAGGUAUAAAUAAGUUUUAAUUAAGGUUAAAUUAAUAGAUUUUGGAUUAGCAGGAGUGGCUGGAACUUAGAGGGAAAAUGAAACAAUGAAUGUUGGGACUCUACCAUAUAUGCCUCCUGAAGUUCUUAAUGGUAAACUCAAAUUUGUAAGUCCUUGUGUUGAUGUAUGGGGUGUUGGAGUAAUAAUGUAUAGUUUACUAUAUGGUAAAUUACCUUUUAAAGGAAGAACCAAUGAAGAAAAAGUUAAUAACAUUCUAUAAUGUAAUUUCUAGCAUGAUUUAAGUGUCUCAGAUGAUGCUAAGGAUCUUAUUAAUAGAAUAUUCGUGCCUAAACAUAAUCAAAGAAUAUCAAUGCAAGAGAUAUUAGCUCAUAGAUGGAUAGGAGGAAAUGGAUUAUUACAAUUUAGAAGAUUACUAAAGAAAUCAGAUAAUCCUUUUAUAAAUAAUGUAAAAAAGAAAAAUGAUUUCGAAAUUAGAAAAAAAAGUGUCUAUGAUGAAUAAAAAGUUAGAAUUUCACUUCCACUUAUCCGUUAUAGAGCUAAUUCUUAAGAAACCAUCAUUGAUAUUUCUAAGUGA